This is a messenger RNA of Phyllostomus discolor (pale spear-nosed bat), 1481 nucleotides long. It is a transcript of the gene CNIH2, whose product is annotated as cornichon family AMPA receptor auxiliary protein 2. The coding region runs from base 391 to 873 and encodes 160 amino acids. Lineage: Eukaryota; Metazoa; Chordata; Mammalia; Chiroptera; Phyllostomidae. Gene Ontology annotation, biological process: regulation of AMPA receptor activity; vesicle-mediated transport. Gene Ontology annotation, cellular component: synapse; dendrite. The transcript has 6 exons. The record is from RefSeq and is a predicted model, not a curated record.
UGCCUACGUGUCCAUCAGGUACACCCGGGUCGCGUUUGCUGCCGGGCUCUCGGAGACCCAGCCCCGCCCGAGGCCACUCGCACACGGUCCCGCCCCAGACUCCGCCCCGCCGGCUUCGCGGGCUGGAGAGAGGGAUCCACGGGCGAGGGAUCGCAGGAUGAGCGAUCGGGGCCCGGGCAGUCGGCAGCGGACGCGCCGCCCGAGCCCACCGGCCCGCGCCCCGCGGCCCCGCGGCCCCGGUCCCGGCCACACCGCCAGCGUCUCCCCGACCCACGCCCGAGCCCUGUGGGCCAUGCCCGGCCGGCCCUAAGUGCGGGCCGGGCGGGGGGCGUCCCCUUGCGCCCGGGCCCAGCGCUGGCGCCCCCCGGGCUGCCGUCCAGCGUGGGGGCCAUGGCGUUCACCUUCGCCGCGUUCUGCUACAUGCUCACCCUGGUGCUGUGCGCCUCCCUCAUCUUCUUUGUCAUCUGGCACAUCAUAGCCUUUGACGAGCUGCGGACUGACUUCAAGAACCCCAUCGACCAGGGGAACCCAGCGCGGGCACGCGAGCGUUUAAAAAACAUCGAACGCAUCUGCUGCCUCCUGAGGAAGCUGGUGGUCCCCGAGUACUCCAUCCACGGCCUCUUCUGCCUGAUGUUUCUGUGUGCAGCGGAGUGGGUGACGCUGGGCCUCAACAUCCCCCUCCUCUUCUACCACCUCUGGAGGUACUUCCACCGCCCUGCGGACGGCUCCGAGGUCAUGUAUGACGCGGUCUCCAUCAUGAACGCUGACAUCCUCAACUACUGCCAGAAGGAGUCCUGGUGCAAACUCGCCUUCUACCUGCUCUCCUUCUUCUAUUACCUGUACAGUAUGGUUUAUACGCUGGUGAGUUUCUAAGGGGGAAGCCGGCCAGGGAGCGAGCCCAGAACGGACCGGACGCCUGUGCACCCCCAGCCCUGCCCCUCGGCCGCAGAGGCCUCAGCCCUGGGGAGGGAGGGGGCACUGGUGCCCCCAGCCUCCUCUCCACCCCCCAAACUGCUGCUGCGGGGAUCUCCCCGCCUUCAGAGCCCCCUCCCCUCGGACUAGGGCUGGGCAGAGCUCUACGCAGGGGCUGGAGCUCCUCUGCCAGCCCGUCGGCAUGGCAGUCUGUCCCGGCAGGGGCGGGACUUCUGGCCUCGUCCAUUUCGGGGGCACUUUGGGCCCUGCCGAGGGGCAGGGCUUGACCCUGGAAGUUCUGGGCCAGCCCCCUCAACCCCCACCCUGAGGCUCCCCCUGCAGGUGGGGGGGUACCCGCACCCAGAAUGAGCAGGCUCAGCAGGGGGGCAGCCCCACUCCUAGUCUGCCCUCUCCCCUCCCCUAGGCUCCCUCUCCAGACUCCUUCCCGCUCCCACUCGCCCCGACCCCAGCCCACCCUGUCUCUCGGACCUAUUUUCUAUGUUGCCUGGAGGAGUCCGCACCCCCUCCCCGGCCAUUUGUGACAAAAUAUGAAUAAACCACUGCAAACA